This is a messenger RNA of Gadus morhua (Atlantic cod), 1886 nucleotides long. It is a transcript of the gene pop5, whose product is annotated as POP5 homolog, ribonuclease P/MRP subunit. Gene Ontology annotation, cellular component: ribonuclease P complex. Bases 104 to 565 code for a protein of 153 amino acids. The transcript is spliced from 5 exons. The record is from RefSeq and is a predicted model, not a curated record. Gene Ontology annotation, molecular function: ribonuclease P RNA binding. Gene Ontology annotation, biological process: tRNA 5'-leader removal. Lineage: Eukaryota; Metazoa; Chordata; Actinopteri; Gadiformes; Gadidae.
AGCACUCAGCUAUAUACUGUACUGUGGGAACCCAGCAAGACGAAGGCAUGUUCCGGGGACAUGUUUCUAGGCAACACCAAACAUUUCUACUGUAGAAGUUAGGAUGGUUCGGGUAAAGUCAAGAUAUUUGCUGUGUGAAAUAAACAUCUCCGUCCCAUCCAAUCGGUUGUUGCUGGAAGACAGACCGAUCUUCUCGGCAGUGAAAGAUGCCGUGGCGAGCAUGCACGGUGACUAUGGAGCGGCACAAUGUUCCAUUGGUUUCUCAGUCAAAUACGUGAAUGCACUCACUGGCAUAAUGCUUAUACGCUGCCCCAAAAGUUCUUACCGCCUCAUCUGGUCUGCGCUGCCUUUCGUUACCAGCGUGGAACUUAAAGGAAGGAAAAUCCCCCUUUUCCUCAACUGUUUGCAUGUCGGAGGAACAAUCAGAACAUGUCAGAAGUUCCUGGUUCGAUACAAUACCCAGCAGCUCCAUAGAAUGCUCCCUCAAUGUAAAACCACAGGGCUGUGGCUGUGCUGCGGUCCAGACAUCAGAUCAUCCUCAAUUCUUGCACCGAGUGGCAGAUAAUUCUGGACAUGGAUGGUGAUGGUCACAUAUUUCCGCUGCAUUUCAGACUCCCAAGAACCCGGUUUGAGGUCCUUUUUUAAAAGGUACCUUCAGGAGGUUGGCCUGCAAAGUGACCACUACCAAAGGCUGCCUCCCCUGCUUAUUGCAAAGAAGGUGCUCAUGUUCCUGUGGUACAUGGCCAACCAGAAAUGGUCCCGGUAGAUAUCUUGACAAGUUUAACGUCUCACUUUCAUCAGCACAUAGCUCCAUACUUCGGUUGCUGACCAUCUUGUCCACUUUUGUCUCAUGGCCUACAGGCUGUGAGAAGAGGGUGUCUGCCACCAGAUUCCAACGCACAUGUGGCCUUGAGGGGGUCAUUGGAGCGAUGUCUCCAGAGGCCACCGGUCAGAGGAGGGGACUACAUGAACAGGAAGUCCUACAACUCUGUCCUCCUCCUGGGGAUUGUUGAUGCCUAAGGCUGCUUCAUCAACGUCUUCACCGGAAUCCCUGGCAGGAAUGCAAGAAUGGCAGGAGAAGAUGGGGAAGUACCAUCCGCUGGGGGAUAGUGCUUAAAUCAGUCAGGCUUUCCCCUUCAUUGUCACCCCCCAGCAUGACAACGGGGCACUCUGAUUGAUACCUUUACGGGGGAGGAGGAGAGGAGCUGGCUGCGCUUGUGAGGGAGCUCUGUUGGACCGCCUCUGUGCAUAGGGUCGGCGUAUCACCACGCCAGCACAAUCACUCCCCACAACAGGUGGGUCCACGUCAUCGUUGAGCAGGCAUUUAGGAGGAUUAAGUACAAGUCGAGGCGCAUGAGAAACUUGCAGAACACAUGCACCGUCACUUUGGGAUAAUCUUGGCUGCAUGUUACCUUCACAACUUUUCCCAUGGUGCCUCGAUAGGAUGUGAUUAACACCCAGACGGAUGUCCAAGAGAUGGAGAUACCAACGAGUAAGUUGUGUUCCGGCAAUAUUUUGUCAAAACCAAAGACCCUGAGUUAUUUUACUCUGAGUUUCCUCUGCAAAUGUUGAGGCAGGAAUCAGUGAUGAAACACAUUUUUCCUUUCUGAAAUCUUUGGCAACAACUAUACAUUGACGUGGUUCACACUAUUUGUCGAUGUGAUGGUACAUACUAUUUAUGGGUGUGAUAACUAUGCAAGGUAUCCUUUGCGUGAAUGCAGUGAGAUGCCUUUGAAACUAAACAAACUUGGGUGACAUUCAAACACACUCAGACUCGGAUGAGUUAAAAAAUAUAUGUAUUUUUGAAGCAGAAUCUGUGAGAAAGAGACCAUUCAAAUGUGUACAAGACAAGAGGUUAUAAUAAUAAAACAAGGAUAAUGUACAUA